Molecule: messenger RNA, 6580 nt
Organism: Alligator mississippiensis (American alligator)
Lineage: Eukaryota; Metazoa; Chordata; Crocodylia; Alligatoridae
Gene: FOXO1
Product: forkhead box O1
Biological process (GO): insulin receptor signaling pathway; regulation of transcription by RNA polymerase II
Cellular component (GO): nucleus
Molecular function (GO): DNA-binding transcription factor activity, RNA polymerase II-specific; RNA polymerase II cis-regulatory region sequence-specific DNA binding
Source: RefSeq, a predicted model, not a curated record
GGGCGGGCGAGGAGGCGGGCGGGCGCCGCUUCCAGUAAGUCGGCUUGGGGCCGCCGCGUCCGGCACCGUCGCUGCAGCCGCGAGCGGAGCCAGGCGAGGGCUGCAGCCGGCGGUCGCGCAUCGCCCGCCCCGGCCCGGCCCGAUGCCGCAGCCGCGCUGAGUUUGCCGCCCGGUGUCCGGCCGCGGGGCCCAGCAUGGCGGAGGCGCCGGCGCUCGUGGACAUCGACCCCGACUUCGAGCCGCUGCCGCGGCCGCGCUCCUGCACUUGGCCGCUGCCCCGGCCGGAGUUCAACCCGCCCAGCUCGGCCACGUCCAGCCCGGCGCCGUCCUGCGGGGGGCAGCCCGAGGGCGCCGCGUCCUCGGCCGCGCCGCUCGGCGUCGACUUCAUCAGCAACCUCCGCCUGCUGGAGGAGAGCGAGGACUUCGAGCCGCCCCUGCGCGCCGCCGCCGCCGCCGCCGCCGCUGCUCCCGCGCCCGGCGCCUGCCUCUGCGGGGACUUCCCGUGCCAGGAGUCCGGCUGCCUGCAUCGCCCGCCGCCGCCGCCGCCGCCGGGCCCCCAGCUGCAACCCCCGCAGCAGCCGCCGGUGCCCGCCCUGCCCUCGGCGCCGCUGCCCCGCAAGAGCAGCUCGUCCCGCCGCAACGCCUGGGGCAACCUGUCCUACGCGGACCUCAUCACCAAGGCCAUCGAGAGCUCCCCCGAGAAGCGGCUCACGCUGUCCCAGAUCUACGAGUGGAUGGUCAAGAGCGUGCCCUACUUCAAGGACAAGGGCGACAGCAACAGCUCCGCCGGCUGGAAGAACUCAAUCCGUCACAAUCUGUCCCUGCACAGCAAGUUUAUUAGAGUGCAAAAUGAGGGGACAGGAAAAAGUUCUUGGUGGAUGCUUAACCCAGAAGGAGGAAAGAGUGGAAAGUCUCCACGGAGAAGAGCAGCAUCCAUGGAUAACAACAGCAAGUUUGCAAAAAGCAGAGGUAGAGCUGCCAAGAAAAAAGCAGCCCUUCAAUCAGGCCAGGAAGGAAAUGGCGACAGCCCAGGGUCACAGUUUUCAAAGUGGCCUGCAAGCCCCAGCUCUCACAGUAACGAUGACUUUGAUAACUGGAAUACAUUUAGACCUAGAACUAGCUCUAAUGCUAGUACAAUUAGUGGAAGACUUUCUCCAAUUUUGCCAGAACAGGAUGAUCUUGGAGAUGGGGAUGUACACCCUAUGUCAUACCCUCCAUCAGCAACCAAAAUGGCUUCUACUCUCCCCAGCCUUUCAGAAAUGAGUAAUUCUGAAAAUAUGGAGAAUCUCUUGGAUAACCUCAAUCUCUUGUCACCUAAUACAUCAAUGACUGUAUCAACCCAGUCUUCACCUGCUACAAUGAUGCAACAAGCACCAGGUUAUUCAUUUACAUCAUCAACCACGAGUAUAGGUUCACCAAAUCCAGACUACAGAAAAUUUACAUAUGUUCAAGCUAGCAUAAACUCUUUGCCCCAGAUGCCUUUGCAGACUCUUCAAGACAGUAAAUCAGGCUAUGGACCAAUCAGCCAGUAUAACUGUUCUUCUCCAGGACUCCUGAAAGAGUUACUGACUUCUGAUUCUCCUACCCACAAUGACAUCUUGGCAUCAGUAGAUACUGGUGUUCCUCAGCCCAGUGGUAGAGUAUUGGGCCAAAAUGUGCUGAUGGUCUCUAAUUCAGUGAUGCCAACGUAUGGUAAUCAGCCAUCACACAACAAAAUGAUGACUCCCAAUGCCCGCCCACACCAAGGACAUAAUCAGCCAACACCUGCAGUCAAUGGCCGUGCCUUGUCACAUACCGUGAACAGCAUGUCACAUACUUCAGGUUUAAAUCGCUUGUCCACGGUGAAAACUUCAUUACAAGUGCCUAUGAGUCACCCAAUGCAGAUGAAUACUAUGAACCCUUAUGCUCCUGUUAAUAGCUGUAAUGGCUAUGGAAGAGUGGGAAUUGUUUCUCUCCAUCAGGAGAAGCUCCCAAGUGACUUAGAUGACAUGUUAAUUGAACGGUUGGACUGUGACAUGGAGUCAAUUAUUCGUAAUGACCUUAUGGAUGGAGAAACUCUAGAUUUUAACUUUGACAGUGUGUUACCUAACCAAAGUUUUCCACACAGUGUAAAGACAACCACACAUAGUUGGGUGUCAGGCUAGGAUUUAAUAGAAGGCUACAGUGUAAAGUUCUUCAGACUUGUCUGACAGCAGGAACUGAGAAAAGCAGUCCAAAGAUGUCCUUCACCUUCCUUUUAGUUUUCUUGAUAAAACUGUUCUCUCUUUUUCCUUGCGUCAGAGUUGGCAGCAGAGAGAGUUUUCCUGUACAGGAUGUUUGCCCAGUGUUUGCAGGUUAUGUGCUGCUGUAGAUAAGAACUGUGCCAUUGGAAAUGUCAUUACUCUGAAGUGCCAAAUUCACUACACCAUAUAAUCACAGAAAAUACUUUUACAUCAUGUUGUACUUUCAGUUUUGUACGGUAUGAGCUGUAGAUGCAGACAUGUUUUUUUAAGAAUAUCCAUUUGGUCCAGGAAAAAUUGUAAACUUUUUGUAACAAUACUGUGAUGAUCUCAUGCCCUCUAAGUUUUAACUUGUGCUGAUGUUACCUGUGUUCUGAUGAAGCAAGAGGCUUGUUUUGCAGCUGUAUGAACUGCCUUACAUGUAUUAAAACUGCUGCACACUUCAUAUGAGAAUAGAGGAGUCUCUUAAAUAUGGUCCAGCUGAACUCACUGACUAGUCAAAUGGUCAAAACAAACAGUAGUUUAAAUGCCAAUUUGGUAGGAUACCUAUCUGUCUGUAAAUUUAUACAAGCUUAUAUCUGGAUCUAGUUUUCAGACUAAUGAAUUUAUUGUUGGACUUGAGAUAACUUUUGGAAUAGUUAUCAGACUAUUUUUAUUAUACUUAAAGUCUACUUUGUUACAUAAUCUACUUUAAAAUUUACAGAAUUGGAGAUCUGGCAGCAUACGUAACCUCUUCAUUUUGUACAGUAUUUUAACUAGAUUAAGCAAACAUUUUAUAUAUUUGUCCAGCACUUUGGAGUGCUAAUAAAGAAAAGCUUAACAAGUAUCUUGAAGACAGCAUUUCUGGCCCCUUUUUUGGCAAGAGUGAUGUAUAGAUAGAUACUUUCCCUCUUAUGUUUAGGAAAUAUUUAAUCAUUUUUAUAUAUAUGCAUUUUUAGAAACCUCAUCUGCUUCUAUUCCCAUUUUAACUCUGACUACCACAAAGUGUUAAGUAUUCAUUCUUAAAUGCUUGUACAGUGCUUCAUGUUGUAUUUAUUUCAUGGAGGUCUCAUAAUGUUUGUGGACUCGAAAGCAAGACCUUUUCUGUAAGAAUGUUUACGUUGAAUACAAUUAGAAUCUCCAUUUAGCAGUAGUUGCCCUGUCUGUCAGUGUUUCUGUUCUAAGGGGGGAUACAAGUGCUCUUUUAAAGGAGGGACUGACAUUUCAGGAAAAAAAGUAUUUGUUCUUUUCAAUGUGUCCAAAAAAAAGGGGGGGGGAGUUGAUUAGGAGGCAAAAUAAUACAAAUCAUUUUAUUUUGGAGGUAAGACAUAGUGCUAGUUACCUAAGUGCCAGUCCUGCAUAUCCUGAUUCACAGUGAAUAGUCCCACUGACAUCCAGAUGAUAGUUCACAGGUUUGGGCCUUCAGCUGGUAAAUAAUUUUGGCUUUUAUGUAGGUAAAUUGUGCUUUUGACAUGAGUGGAGUGUUAAGCCUGAUUGUCUGUCAUUGGUUAUUGCACAUUCCUUGCAUUAAAAUAUUGAGUAUUUUCAUUAUGCGUUAAAAGUAUUUAUGGUUUUGAAAAUAGGCCAAGCUAUUGGCAAGGGUGGUAGGGGAUGCAUUUUUUUUCUGGCCCACUAAUGGAAAGUGAUUACAAUCCAAAUUUAUCUCCUGUUUCUUCCAUUAUGCUUCACAAUCAUUUGUGGGAUAUUUAAACUUAACGUGGAACUUUUCUGGGGUAGCUUUUGCAUUUGUCCUUGUAUUGGGCCCAAAUCACUUCUCAUAACAGCUGGGUUCUUCUGUUUUCUUGUUUCAUUUGUCAGCAGUCUUUAGCAUUUGUGUCAGAUAGCGACAUGUUGCAGGCCACCCCACUGUGGAAUCCUUUUUUAAACUUUGGUUGUGCAGCAUGGGGUGUUCAAUAUUGGAAAAUCUCUUUAAACAGCCUGCAUCUGUUGCCAAGUAACUAGUAAUAUUUUUUCUAUCAAAUUAAUGAUACUGGAUCAUAACUCUUGGCUGUGGAACAAGCAGAAGACUCUUAGGCUGCAUCCACACAAGCGUGGAUGUUUGGUUCCCUGGGGACAGUGAGCAGCAGUGCACCUUUUGCUGCUGUUAGUUGUCCUUGGGGAAUGCCCGUGCCUCAUGCCCUCUGGGCUGUAGCAGGUAACCCUGGGUGGGGAAGGGGAGGCUGGGGCCAGAACUGAGCUGGCCCCAGCAGCCUUACCUCGGGUCCUGGGGGCCUCUUGGGACUGCAGCAGCAGCGAUCCAUGGCUGCAGCUGGCCUGGCUCAGGUUUUGAGCAGCGCGCGCUGCCCCAGCAUGUGCUGCCCACUAUUUUUUGCAUUUUUUUUGACCCCUGGAUAUCCCUAUGAUGCCGCAGACAUGUCUGCAGUGCCAUGUACUGCACAGCCACGCUUGUCUGGAUGUGGCCUUAGAGUAUAGUUUUCAAAGGGCCUCCUUUCUGGUGCAAGUGCAAGAUUUAUGCUAACCAAUGGCAUUGACAUGUAUAGGUCAACCAGGAAGUCCAUACAGUUCACCUGUACAUGCUACUUCCACGUGCGCAAAAAGAAAACCAUUGGGAUUUCAUCCUUUGGCACUGCAGCUGAACAUGCUACAUUUUAAAAUAAUAACAUAACCCUGUUAUUUUUAUUGCUACUGUGUCACUUCCCUGUAUACAAAAUAUUUUCUUUUUUCCUUUUUAAUUAUUGAGUUUAAAUGUAGCAAUUAAUUAAAGUUAACUGCAGGAAGCCAUGCUUGAUGUUUGAUCAUCCUCAGAAAAGAGAACUGUAGAUGGUAGAAGUUUUUGCUUUGCAUGGUUGGAUUCUUUUGAUUAUGUAUAUUGAACUUCUAAUGUUGUGCAUGCAAUUGUAGGAUACUGUGAAAUCUAAUGAAGGGUAUGUUGUCUGUCUCUAAAGCAAACAUUAUGUGACCUCUAGUAAUAAAUUCUUUUCAGUAGAAGUACCAAAUUUCUGGAAUAACUUUGUCAGAAUUGUUGUAAAUGAACGCUUUGUGAAUUGUGCAAAUGAUCUUACCUAUGCAGCCUUGUUUUUGACUUUUUUCUGGUUUGUACUGUUAUUAAAGGUAUAUUGUAUUAUAGAGCUGUUCAAAUAUUUUAAAUAUAAAGAUGUAUUGUUUCCAUAAUAUAGUUAUAUAUGUUUAGGUAGUUUUGCAUUAAUUGGAAAGCUCUGCUUUGAUAAACUGACAAAUUGCCUAAGUUUAUAAGCAAAAGUUUGUACUGCUUAUUAUUGACUUUCAAGUCAACAGAGCAUCCCUAAGAAGAGGAGAGAACUUAAAAUUGGACCAAUUAGAAAACAGUAUAAAAUUUGCACUUGUUAAACCACUGGAUAUAUGUUAGUACUUUUUUAUUUUUUUACUGAUUUGAAGGUCAUAUUUUCAUUAUGAAAUUUCUAGGAUUCUUAAUUUAUGACUGAUUUUAAAUAAGAUAAUCUCGUGUUUUUUGUAAUCAUGAUGUAAACAUGCAGCGUGGUUUAUGCAAACAAAGAGAAAAAUAAGUUGGCAUUAAAACUGGCCUCCUUUUUGAGGGUGUUCCACCAACCAGCAAUAUCACCAGAAAUUGGCAUGUACAUACUAUACUGCUAGUUUUACUUGUGGGUGGUGAAACAGCACUUCAGUGUUUCACUGCUGUUACUCAGUAACAUUGCAGAAUUAAAGUUCAUAUGUGGAUAUUUUCAGAGAAGUGCCUGAUGUACUUGCAGACACAAGAACAAUCCUUUACUGUUGUAUAAAGCCAUAAAUGUAUAUAAAUUAUGUUUAAAAGGUUUUGUGUCCUUUCGUAUAUAUGGAUUUGUACCAGGAUUCUACUUGUGGUUAGUAAUUAUGCUCUGAUAUUGGAGUAAUUAUAUUUCUUAAAUCAUAAACCUUUUAAUGGUGACAACCCUCUUUUGACAAUCCUGUUGGCAUUAUCAAUUUUAUAUGGAAAAAUACCUUGUGGUACCAAGUCUGGGAGGUCAGCAUGAUAACACCAUGUUAUUUAGCAAACAAUAACUACAAAAUGCUGAAGAAUUUCCUUGAAAUCAAGUAAUGGAAAAUUUUAUUUCUCUUGGAAUUGAUUCUGGAAUUGGAAUUAUAUUGGGUGGAAUAACUUUAUAGGGCUGUGUUACCAGUAUUUUAUCACAACAUAGCGUGCUAAAAGUAACUUGUUUACAAGUCUUUGAGACCAAGCGCAAGAAGAAUCCGUGCCUGACUUUUUUUUGAGUACAUGAGAUUGCUUAUGUAAUGAUUCUGCAUUACUGGAAGCAGCUUUAUGCAGCAUCAAACAUUGUUGCCUUUGGUUCAAGAAGCCUAGUUUAGAGAAAUUUGCAAAAGUCCUGAAAUCCCUUCAGAAUGGGUAUGUGUAAGCAUAAGCUUUUAAUAAAAUUGCUAUGACAUGA